CCUAGGCUGGAGCCGCUCCUGGCCCCAGGCGGGUAGAUUUCGUGCCGCUUGUUUUCAGUCAGAGCCAGGAGCGGGUCCGGGGCUGGGGUGUUAACUGUUCAUCUGAGUACCUGAUGCUGAAAUUUGUUCCUCUUUAAAUUGAGGAGACCAUUGUUAUGAUUCUCCGUGACUAAGUACCCUUCCCCCCAUCGUUACGUUACGUUACGUUACGUUACAUGCCAAGCUGAUACAAUGAUGAAUUCUCAAAGUUUCUCAUUACCAACAAUGGUGCCCAGUAGCUCUGUUAUUAAUAGCUCCGUGACUAGUAACUUAUCAACGAACAAUCCACCCAGCAAAUCAGUUCUCAUUAGCAAACCGUUUAAAUGCUCUGAAUGUGGCAGGUCUUUUGCCCAGCUGACGGAGCUGGAGCUUCAUGAGAUGUCUCACGCUGCGGAGCGACCGUAUCGCUGCGAGCUCUGUGGAAAGACCUUUGCGCAGACAUCAGCUCUGGUGAAGCACCAGCGUGUUCACACAGGAGAGAAGCCUUACAAGUGUCCCAUGUGUGGGAAGACCUUUGCCCUGUCCUCUGGCCUGGUACUACACAAACGCAUUCACACUGGCGAGCGGCCCCACACCUGCCCGCUCUGUGGCAAGAAAUUCAUCUCCUCCUCCCACCUGGCCCUGCAUCUGCGCUCGCACACGGGCGAGAGGAAGUACAAGUGCAAUGUGUGUGGGAAGCUCUUCCUACAGUCCUCGCACCUUGUGAGGCACAAAGCAAUCCACACGGGGGAAAAGCCCUUCAAAUGUGAGGACUGUGGGAAGAACUUUGGGCGUGCCUCACACCUGAAGACUCACAGACGGGUUCACACAGGGGAGAGGCCUUUCAAAUGCACACAGUGCGAGAAGGCCUUCACGCAGAAGGCAGGACUGAUCCUGCACAUCCGCCUUCACACUGGUGAGAGGCCCUACAAAUGUGAGAAGUGCGGGAAAAACUUCCGUUCCUCCGCUCACCUCAUGUCGCAUCAGCUCCUUGAGUCUGGGGAGAGGAAUUUCAAAUGUACCACAUGCAGUAAGGCCUUUAAGCAGGCCUCAUCUCUCAAACAGCACUUAAAAACACAUGAAGCCCGCGAGCCUCAUCGCUGUUCUGUUUGUAGCCGAACUUUUUCUAGGUCCUCUUAUCUCCAACUUCAUAUGAGAACGCACAGUGGGGAGAGGCCCUAUCAUUGCAUGGUUUGCAACCGGACUUAUGCCAAAAUGUCUACAUUUGAGAAACAUUGUAAAAAGCAUCAGCAGGAUGAAGAGAGGUGUGACAUCAGGCCCAGAGCAAUGACUACAAGGGCAAAAGCACUGGCUGAAAAGAAAAGGCAGGAGCAGAAACAGCAGCACCAAGAUGACCACCCAGAACAACAUCAUCAGCCUGACAGAGAGCAGCAACAAGAUGGAGAGCAGUAAUAGUCACUAAAACCAAAAUUGGGUGUGGUUCCCCGUGCCCCCACCCCAAAUGGGGGAGAGAGUGGCUUGGUUAAUUUCUAUCAAAUAAAAACCCCGUGUCACACAAGUGUUGUUCAAGAAAACAUUCUGAAAUGGAAUUCUGCAUCCUAAAGGUGCAAUGCAAACACUUUUCUUUGUCAUACCAUCAUCUCUCCAAUAAGUCUCCCAAUGCUCCAUACAAUCAGUGUUGUGUUCAAAAUGUUACAUGGUUACAAUAGAGUUUCACAAAGUUCAUCCUUAGCUAUUUUGUUUUAGAUAGGUAGGAUGCCUCUUCUAAGCUAGAGUCGUAAGGGUUACCAUUCAGCCAAAAUGUUCGAUUUUAUAGGGAUUGUUUAAAAAAAAAAAAAAAAAAAGUGGGAUGAGUCUUUGAAUGCAAGAAGUAAAUUGAGAUCCCUUGGGUGAAGAUUAAAGUAAGUGACAUUCCUGCACAAAAUGGAGUCCCAACUUUUUGCUUACACUGGUACCAGAAAUUGGGUACGGCAAGAUUAAUGGAAUUUUAACCUGUGAAGUGCAAUUUGUUUCUAAAGCACUGUAAAUAUCUAGAAAAUAGCUUUGAGACUGUUUUGUCUUACUUUCCCAAGGAAAAGGGAAGUUCUGCUCAGCAUCCAAGCACUGCUUGGUGUCUUGAGUGAGAUAUGUUUGAAGAGUGGCAGGGCUUACUGUGUGGUGUUGGAGAUCAGCUUUUUUUCCAUCAUUUUCAGAAAAUAAAUAAGGCAAGUGGGGAGAAUCUGUAAUUCAGGUUAAUUUGAACAACUUUGAACUUCCAAAACAUCAUUUUGUAUCAAAGCUGAAAGAGUAAUAUAUAUAUUUUAAAUUAAUCUUUUCAGAAUAGAAAAUUUGUUGGUGGAGAGAGAUUCUAAUUUCUGUCCUUUGGCCAAAUCAAGUGUACUAUUAAAGCAUUGUUGUCUUUGGUUAGUGAAACCAUUGCAUUGGGAAAACUUGGAAAUACCAUAAUGACCACAGUCAAAUCAAGUUAUUUCAUGUUAAAUAUGGCCGAGAGAUCAUCUUUAACAGAACUGAGAUAACAUUCUACAGAUUCUGAGGAGCGUUAAAAAUAUGUUUAAAGUAAACAAAAACAACAGGAAGAAAUGUGGUGCCUUUAUCAAAGCAUAGCUCUUCUUAAAUCAGAGCUUCAUCCUGUUCUUGUAAGCUUUAAAUCAUUUUAGCAACACUAUUAUAGAGCCUACUUUAAAUGCUUACUUAUCACUUAUUAUUACCCAAAAAGUCAUUUAUGCCAGGAAAAAAAGGAAGAAAUCAUUUCCGUACUUUGAGCAUGUUUAAAUGCACGUUCCUUAUUUUCUAUAUUGAGUGCAUUGACUUUUUCAGACUAUAUUUUCAUGCCAUUGUGUGGAAACACAUAUUUUGCACUUUAAGGAUAUAUUUAGAAAGGCAUGUGUCUUUGGUUCUCUGUUGCAUACUCACAAGUCCAUGUUUUUAAGCCAAAAAUGUAUUGUUGCAGAUGGAAUGAGAACUUAUGCAUUGUAAAUAUAUCAAAGAAUUGAGUCAGAGAAAUUACGCUGUGGGGGAAUUGAAUUCAAUUUAAUAGCACAUUCACAGUUAACAAAACUGAUGAAAAAAUCCUUUGACUUGUCUUCAGAAUUUACUGUACAGUAGAUGAACUGAGGUACAAAAAAAAGUAUUUCACGGACCUGAUAUUUUUAUAUAGCUGAAUUGUACACUUGCAGUAUUCAAACAGACAAAUAGAACAUCUGAUAUAAGUCAGAGUUUAUUGUCAUGGUAACUUAUAAUGCAAACUUUUGCUACAGACUUUAGAUUCAUUCUGUUGUGAACUGUAAUGUUCUUUGAGAGGGACCAGACUCACUGGGAUAUAUCUGCAGUCGUGUUAUGCAGCAGUGCCAUACAAGUAGAGUUUAUCUUUUUGUACUUCAAUAUGCCUAUUAAAAUAACCACUAUAAAUGGCUGUCUACUUUUCCAUCCUAACACUUCUGAUUUUAAUCCUUUUACUCUAAACUAUUUGCUACCAAAAGUAAAAUGGAAAUCACUAGUAGUUUAGCUUCCUUUAAAACGUUUAAAUUGUUUUAGCUAGCUAUAUAAUGUUUCUCUGCUAGUUGUGGUAUUCCCCUUACAAAAUGUAGAAGUCAUUGGCACGCUAUGUUCUUACUUGCACUCUAGUGUACUUCCACUCAGAAUUCAAAGAUGAUGACAAAAGAAACUUUUUAAGAGCUAUCUUAUUCCCUCCAUGUUGCUCCUUUUGUGCUUAUUUAUUUCCAUUUUACACAUACCCACCCCUUUUCUUUUUUAAUCUUCCCCUUUUGCUUUUUCAGUUUCCUGCUCUGUCAGCUGUCUUCUCCCAGUGACCGGAAGCCCAGGAUGCAGGAUCGACCCAGAAAUUGUAAAUUAAAAAAAACAAGUUCCAGGAGUAUUUCAGAGUGGAAAAAUGAAAGUAUGCUCUAUUAUGCCCUGAAUGUUACACUAAUCAGAGAACCCGCUCACAAAGUAAAGAACGUGGAAGAGCAUGCGAUCAGUGAGCCUGGUGACAUGGCUGACAUGGGUCAGAAUGACCCUUUUUGGAUAACUUCACGCUAAGAGCUUAAGUGAAUGAUUUAUGAGAGAGUAAACUAUGGCUGAACUUUGGUCUGUGUCUGCUUUGCAAUCCCUUCCAAAAUUAUGAAGUAAACCAAUCAUAAACACCUACGAGGCAUAUUUCUGGAACAUGUGACUCCUUUGAGAACAAAAAGAUCUAUAAGUGCUAAGCAAAGUAAAUGAGUCAGAUCCAUUCCCCAAUUAAUAUCCGAAGAGGUUCGAGACUGUGAGACAGAAGUCGUCGGGGUAACCGAAACCCCGCCUUAAGGGACCUUUGCAAGACCUUAGAACCAGAAGUCGUCAGGGUAACCAAGGCCCUGCUUCGAGGGACAGACCAAGUGCCUGAGAGGGGACAGAAGAAAGAGGAGCAAUCAGGAUACUGUGUAAGUCCAACAGAGUUACUGAGGGGUUCUGCUUGGGGAACUGAGGCUUAUGGAAAAGAAUGUACCAUGUAACCUUAACUGCUUGUGUGAUUCUCUCUCAAAUAAAUGACUGUGCAUUAAGCA
Malaclemys terrapin pileata is the source of this 4520-nucleotide messenger RNA. Its product is annotated as zinc finger protein 664-like. The transcript has 3 exons. The coding region runs from base 232 to 1431 and encodes 399 amino acids. The record is from RefSeq and is a predicted model, not a curated record. NCBI's taxonomy places the organism in Eukaryota, Metazoa, Chordata, Testudines, Emydidae.